Molecule: messenger RNA, 1384 nt
Organism: Volvox carteri f. nagariensis
Lineage: Eukaryota; Viridiplantae; Chlorophyta; Chlorophyceae; Chlamydomonadales; Volvocaceae
Product: allene oxide cyclase
Exons: 8
Coding region: 1-921 (306 amino acids)
Biological process (GO): jasmonic acid biosynthetic process
Molecular function (GO): allene-oxide cyclase activity
Source: RefSeq, a predicted model, not a curated record
AUGUUCUUGGCGGAAAAGGACCAGGUGCGCCAGCGCAUUGCGCAGGUGAAUAAUAGGGUUUCCUCCCGCCACCCAAACCGGUUUUUUAACAUCGUCCUCGUCACUACGGCCAGUGGCACACCCAAGAUUGGAACGGUAACCAGCAUCUGCUACUUUUUGAGCCUUACCAACAACUACUGCACCACCACUCUGUCCUUCGGCUACUUUGGCGAUAUGACAUUCAUGGGACCCUUCACAGAUGACACGGGAGCCGCCUUUGUGAACGCCAUCGUGGGCGGUACGGGCAUCUUCGCUGGCGCCGGCGGCAGCGUCAGGGUUGAUGUGCUGGUCGGUGGGCAGGUCUGGAAGUACACCAUCGGGCUCAAGGCCAAGGCAAAUGGUAGUGGUAGUGGUAGCGCCACGACCUGGCUGGCUUUGGCGGCCCUGAUGCUGCUCAGCGCUAGUCCUGUGUUCGGAUGGGAGGAUCACAAGCCACCGAAGCCGCCUAAGGAGAUCUGCGACAAGACCAUUGUCGUGACCGAGAAGUUCAACGAGACCGCCUGGGUGACUCCGACAGGCAUCCCCCCGGGAUCGGACCUGUCCCCGUUCAUUGGCUACAGCCUUGGCUACAUUGAUCCCUUGUACCUGGGGGCCAGCGUCGAGCCCAAGACGAGGGUUGGGAAGGCCAGCGAUUUCUGCUACGUAUUUGCGCUGAAGUACAGCUACUGCGUAAACACGCUAGAGUUUGGUAUCUUCGGCAGCAUCACGUUCCUCGGGCCCUUCACGGACGUCCAGGAUGCUUGCUUUGAUAACGCCAUCGCUGGGGGCACGGGCAUCUUCAGUGGCGCCGAGGGCAUAGUGAAAGUGAAGGUGCUGAAGGAGGGCGAGGUGUACGCGUACAAGAUUGAGCUAGAGGACAAGCCCAAGUGCAAGGACAACUGAAUGCUCAGGAAGGACAUUCAGGAGCUGCUGGCGGCGGAACCAGGUGGGAAGCGAUUGGUUACGUUUGCGACGGCGGAGAUUCAUUCCCCGAGGCAUGGCGGCUGCACGAUUGAAGGGGUCGCCUCAUGUGGUGUUAGCAUGUAUGUACGUCGGGUGCCUGUUCGAAACGUGCAAUGGAGCUCCCGGGUGGUGAUAUAACCUCAAUUUAGUUGGUAGAUGUUGUUAGUUGCUGGCAGUAAUCCGUUGUCGCCCAGAAGUCGCCCAGAAAUGAUUGACAGAAGUGGCUGCGGUUUGCGUUGGCCUGCAGUGGAUUAGUUGUCCAUGACUCACCCACGUGAUGCCACGUUCAGAGUGAUCACCGAUCUUUAAUAGGCGGGAAUAUUUGGGUAUGAUGCACGUACGUCCGGACACUACGAUUUAUUAACUCAGCAUACAUCUCUGCUGUAAAAACAAUAUACGAAUG